CGUCCUUUCAAUUCUGCGGUUUCCUAGCAGCAACAGUGACGUCAUCAUCAGGGGCCGGAAGAGAUUAAAGAAACACGUGAGCUCGGAUCAUGUCUGCUGAGCCAGAGGUGGUUUGGCUGCGGCAGCGAGUGAGUGACCUGGAGAAGGAAGUCCAGCGGCUGCAGGAACUGUCCUCCCACAUCUCCCCACGCUCGGAGGAGGCAGCGCGCCCCAGCAAGCUGCGACACCAGAGACCCUUCGACUUCUCUGCCCAUCCUAAGCAGCAUGUGGCCCUUCGGCUGGCCUACCUUGGCUGGAACUACCAGGGGUUUGCCAGUCAGGAGAACACUAGUAACACAGUGGAGGAGGUGAUGUUCAGUGCCCUGACCAAGACGCGGCUGGUGGAGCGCAGACAGAGCUCCAGCUAUCAUCGCUGUGGCAGGACAGACCGCGGGGUCAGCGCCCUGGCGCAGGUCAUCUCUCUUGAUCUCCGCUCAGCGACUGCAGGGAAGCCCGAGCUGCGGUACACCCAGAUGCUGAACCGCGUCCUGCCGCCGGACAUCCGGGUUCUGAGCUGGGCCGUUGUCCCCUCCUCUUUUAGUGCACGUUUCAGCUGCCGCUCCCGCACUUACCGCUAUCUAUUCCCUCGUGCUCAGCUCAAUGUCAGCGCGAUGCAUCAGGCUGCUGAGAUGCUGGAGGGGACACAUGACUUCCGAAACCUCUGCAAGAUGGAUGUGGCGAAUGGGGUGAUGAACUUUGUCCGCACCAUCCUGAGUGCCAGAGUGGAGCCUGUGCCGGAGCUGUCAGGAGAGGAAGGGCCCUUUCAGCUUUACCACCUACAGAUCAAGGGCUUGGCCUUCCUCUACCACCAAGUCAGGUGCAUUAUGGGAGUCCUCUUCCUCAUCGGUCAGGGCAAAGAAGAGCCGGAAGUGAUCAGAGAACUGCUGGAUGUGACAAGGAAUCCAUGCAAGCCCCAAUACAAUAUGGCGGUGGAGUUCCCUCUGGUCUUGUACGACUGUGAGUUUGAUGACGUUGAGUGGAUCGGGGAGAAGGAUUUGCAGUCCAUCACUGUGUCCCAUCUGCAGCGACUGUGGACCCGUGAAGCAGUGAAGAGCCACAUCCUGCGCAUGGCGCUAUACGGCCUAGACGCCACGCCCAUUGCCACAGGGCAGGAUCGGGUUCCCUGGAGCCAGUGUGAGCCCUCGGUUGUUGCUCACAGCAGUGGUCUGGUGGAGGGGGUCAGUGCUCGCACAUAUACACCUCUAAUGAAGAGACGUGUCGGUCAAUCCCUGGAGGAUCGAGUUCAGCAUUACGUUCGACGUGGACGGAUCGCAGCGCCCCCUGCUGGACAGGAUCUCAUUAACCGGGAUGAUCAUGGGGGCAUGGAUGAGAAAGGAGCCUGUGAAGCUGACUCCGGAUCAUCUCCAGACUGGGAAGCUGUAACUCAAAAGGGAAGCGAAGAGGAAUCGGAGCCCGGUGCCAAGAGAUCGCGCCCGUAACAUGCCCUCCGUGUCUCCUCCGCUCAUCUCUGACCGUGGCUGCAUGCGAUCAGAUGGUAUGGCAGCGCAGAUUCUUUCUUCUAACCUCAGACCCCCCCUCGGGUUAGACCUGUAAAGGGAAGCUUACUUAAGUGCUCGCCGCCACCUCGCUCAGGUCCCACAUUGUCAAUGUCCGCUUUGGCGCCACAUCGGUGUCCUGCCCCCCUUGUGUCACUUUAAUUGGUCGCAAGGUAGGUAGGUCACCAUGAUGGUCAGUCAUUGGCUGCAUCUGAGGACCUGAGCGAGGCGUCGGGGAGCAGGUAAGUUCGCUUCCCUCUGCAGGUCUGAUCCGGAGAAAGGGGGUGGAACAACACCUUUAAAUGUUCGGACUCCCCCUGUCUAUAGCCCAGGUGUCCUCUGAUGUGGCUGAUGCAGGAGGCGCCGCCAUCUUUUCUCUAGAUCAGCGAAAUGACGACUUUAUUUCCUCACUUCUAAUGUUUUUUUUAUUUUUUAUAAUAAAUU
Messenger RNA from Bufo bufo (common toad), 1979 nucleotides. It is a transcript of the gene PUS3, whose product is annotated as pseudouridine synthase 3. The transcript is spliced from 5 exons. Gene Ontology annotation, molecular function: RNA binding; pseudouridine synthase activity. The coding region runs from base 90 to 1478 and encodes 462 amino acids. Gene Ontology annotation, biological process: tRNA pseudouridine synthesis; mRNA pseudouridine synthesis. The record is from RefSeq and is a predicted model, not a curated record. Gene Ontology annotation, cellular component: cytoplasm; nucleus. Lineage: Eukaryota; Metazoa; Chordata; Amphibia; Anura; Bufonidae.